AUGAAUCACUUGCUCAAGAUUAUUGAAUUAGUGAUCACGGUGCAAAGUACCGUCAAAGUACCGUCAAAGUACCGUCAAAGUACCGUCAUUCGCCGUAAACAGUUGACAUUAGAUAAUUAUGAAGGGCUUUCAUUUUUUGCUAUACUAUUUUUGGUGUUAUUUGCAAUAUUUGGCAAAUAUACGGAAAAUGCGACUCCAGCGAGUAAAGCUGAUGCUAACUUUGUGAACACUAACUACCCAUACUAUUAA
Molecule: messenger RNA, 249 nt
Organism: Dracunculus medinensis (Guinea worm)
Lineage: Eukaryota; Metazoa; Nematoda; Chromadorea; Rhabditida; Dracunculidae
Source: the annotation of a GenBank genome assembly